AUGUCCUUCCAUUUCCCGGACAAAAUGGAUAAAUUGGUGAUAUUGUUCUUGGUUAUGAUAGCAUCAGAAGCUAUAAGGAAGAAAGGGUUAGGCGAUGUUGUGUGGGCAGUAACAAAACACAAGUAUGAUGGCAAGAAACCUCACAUCGUAUUCACUUACACAAGUCCUGAUGGCGAUCAAGGGUUUCCCGGGGAACUCAUUGUCACUGUGACAUAUAAACUUGUCAAAAACAAUGAAUUAAGCGUGGUGAUGGAGGCAAAGCCUAAAGAUAAAGCAACUUCGGUGAACUUAGCUCAUCAUACCUAUUGGAAUCUUGGUGGUCAUAACGCUGGAGAUAUUUUAUCUGAAGAAAUACAGAUCCUAGGCUCAAGUUACACUCCAGUUGACGGCGAACUCAUUCCCACUGGACAAAUAUCCCCGGUGAAAGGAACACCAUAUGAUUUCUCCAACUCCAUCGUAUUAAAGAUAAUAUGA
Messenger RNA from Eruca vesicaria subsp. sativa (arugula), 474 nucleotides. The record is from the annotation of a GenBank genome assembly. NCBI's taxonomy places the organism in Eukaryota, Viridiplantae, Streptophyta, Magnoliopsida, Brassicales, Brassicaceae.